AUGAAGCUGUUUCUAAAAUAUCAACUUUUCGGGAUCCCGUUCCCUUUCAAUAAAACUUAUCGUGUCAGCACUGAAACUUUUAAUGCUGACCCUUUAGCGAGGUCGAUGAAUCUUGAAAGGCAUUACAGCGGCGAAUUCUCCAUGGCUUCAGUUCAGUCAAAUAAGGAUUUGGAAGAUCAAAACCAAGUUGAUGUUAGCCAUGAUGCACUCUUUGUUGGAAUUUAUGAUGGCUUUAAAGGCAACAGCGCUGCCCUCUAUAUCCGUAGAAACAUCUUUAGGGCCCUAUUGAGGCGUAUUGAGCUGAAUGAUAACCAUAUGACUGUGAAUAUUUUGAGGGAAGUUGUUGCGGAAAUCGAAAAUGGAUUUCAAGACUUUGCUAGAAAUAUUUACGAGGAAAAUCAUCAACGGGUAGAGAUAGGUUUAGUUAGUUCAGGUUGUUUGAUUUGUAUUAUAUGGAAAGGCAUACUGUAUCUUGCCAAUGUUGGAAACUCGCGCGCUGUACUUGGUUCUAUUAAGGGAGAUAGGUAUAAAAGAUUGCGCGUAAUGCAAAUGGUUAGAGAUCAUAGUUGUGAAAAUCCAGAUAUUCAAGAUGAACUCCAAGCAAUGUAUCCACGUGAUCCACAUAUUUGUGAAUUUACUCAAGUGCACCAUAUAAGUGAGUAUCAAGUGUACCCUGCACAUGAAUAUUAUUCGAACAAAGAUCCAUCGUGGACUGUUAAAGGCUUAAUAGAGACAAGCAGAUGUAUAGGAUAUGCAUACAUGAAGAGGAAACUGUUUACUGUGGGCACAUCAUUCAUAAUCCCGAUGGGAGAGCGAGUGGUUUCACUUUUUACAGGACCUGUGCUAACAUCAGAACCAGAAGUUUAUUCAAGAGUCUUAAAAGACACCGAUAGAUUCAUUAUAUUUGGAUCUAGUGGAUUUUGGAAAUUGAUGUCAAAUAAGCUUGCUGCUAGAAUUGUUAUACGCAGUCCACGAGAUGAUAUCGCGAAAAGACUAGCCAUAAUUGCUAUAGAGAAGGGGGCUGGUAAAAAGGGAAACAAGUACCGUGACAUUGUCGGGCUUCCUAAGGGAGAAGAAGUUAGCGGGAAUUGGGGUUUGGAACCUGGCAGAUCUAGACCGAUUUAUCAUGAUGAUAUAACUGUGAUUGUUGUAUUUUUCGACAGAAGGCCAACUGGUGUGAGGCCGGAGAUCAAAUGUUAUACUUGCAGUGAUUUCGCAGAUCAACCAUCAGCGUUUACACAUUUCUAUAAUAAUAUGAAUGUGUGA
Vicia faba (fava bean) is the source of this 1266-nucleotide messenger RNA. The record is from the annotation of a GenBank genome assembly. Lineage: Eukaryota; Viridiplantae; Streptophyta; Magnoliopsida; Fabales; Fabaceae.